Molecule: messenger RNA, 1194 nt
Organism: Periconia digitata
Lineage: Eukaryota; Fungi; Ascomycota; Dothideomycetes; Pleosporales; Periconiaceae
Source: the annotation of a GenBank genome assembly
AUGGCGCGCAUUUUGUCUUUAUUCAGCCUUUUGGCUUGUAUUUGUGCGGUACAGGCCGCGCUGCACCAUCUUUUCGCUUCGUCAAAGUAUCGCAAUACGAUCGCGACGCUCGAGUUUGAUGAUGAGACGGAGACAUUGUCAUUGGCUAAGCAGAGCAGCACGUUGACGCAGCAUUCGUCGAUUGCAGUCGACCAUUCGAGGAAAUUCGUGCACGCGGCUUUCGAUUACAACAGCUCGGUUCUCAUCUACAACAUUGGCGACGACUACUCGCUGAACCUGAACUUGAGCGCGGGCUAUGCCCUCCAAGCAAGCGCCUGCGAUCCCCUGCAACAGCCUCUGAAAGUUCGCGUCCUCUCCAGCCCGUACCCUCCCUACUACGUCUACUCCAGCGUCCACUCCGACUCCCGCUACUGUUCAAUCGUAAACUGGGCACUGCCAGACGGCACACACGCGGAUACCUGGCGCUCCGUUGAAUCGGACUCUUGGCGUCUCGAUAAAUUAAUCAUUCGUUCAGACAAUCUCACGCUCUACGGUCUCAACAUCGGCUCACAAGCCAUGAUCACGUGGCGGAUCUUCGACGGUCCGGACGGUAUGAUAAACUAUAACUUCAGGGAAUCGUAUUUCAUGGAUAGGGACGGAGUGAAUGUCGUUGAUAUGGUAGUGGGGCCGAAACAGUUUGUAGCUAUUAGAGAGGGGAGUAAUGAGGUGCUGACGAUUGGCAUGUCCGAGGAAGGGUUUGCGCCGGGGCAUAAUACUCAUUCGGUGGAUGAGAUUGAGUUUAGUAGCAGGCAGACUAUUGUGCCUGCCACGAAUGAUACGACGCCGAGGUACAAAACAACCUCUCUAGAAGCGAGUGUGAACCGCAAAUACAUAUGGGCUGCCUCACCUGCCCUUACCACUGCCGAAGGCUAUGAAGCUGGGUUCAUAACCGUGUAUGGCGUCAACGCGACUACAGGGGAACUAGGCACGAGAUUGUUCCAAGAGCGCCUGGAUUCGGAGCGCGGGUAUAGUCGGGAGGAUCCUACCGCUACCAUUGUGGCGGCGCCUUUUGCGGACGAGUAUGUUGCUGUCAGCUCGUUUCCCGCGGGGCAGAUUGAGAUUUGGAAGGUUGAAGGGGACGGGGCGUGGUUGAAGUAUGUGACGAAAUGGGAGGGGGGAGCGGAGUGCUGCAGUACGAUUAUGUGGGUUGAUUGA